UGGUUUUAUCAAAGGUUUCACGAAUAGCGCUCAGAGUUUCACAGUGGGAUUUGGACAUGUGGAACGUGUAAUGCGCACGAUUUUUGUUAAAGAAUUGUACAUUUGGCCUCGGUUCCAUUCGUCCGUGAUACAAAGUUUGAAAAAGCAUGAGCCACAAGUGAUUGAAUUGCAUAUACCGAUUUCGGAGAAGAUGAGUAAAAUACAGACGAACCUAUUGGAUUUGAUGAAUCUAUCUGUUAAAGAAUUGAAGAGAAUAAAUCGAACUUUGGAGCUUCAACAAAUCACGGUCGAGAAUUGUUUGGUGAAGAAUUUCCAUAAGGUGCUGCAGUCGCAAUUGGAUUGCAUUUGGAAUCAGCUGAGUUCGAAGAGCAAACAGUUGAUUGCGGAUUUGAAAAUUCUCAGGCAUUUGCUGAUAUCGCUCUUCUACUCAGAUCCAGUGAGCUUCUACACCACGCUGAUGACUUAUAGGACUCUCGAGUACGCUCAGACCUCACUUUGGGUGCUGAUGGAACCAGCGAACCAGUUAUUCGCUAAUGCCGCAGCUUUAGUCUUUAACACUAAGAAAGAACUAAAACCUGAAUAUUGUCCAAAAUGGAAAUCGCUAAUGGAAAUUCUGAAAGUGGAAAUUCCCAACGAAAUAAAAACACUGAGCGGAGAUGAGAAUACCAAUGUUUUAAUUUUAUGCCAGGACGCGAAGACGUGUUAUCAACUGAAUCAGUUCUUAACGCAAGGAGCGAAUCAUUACUUGCUGCUGAUGGCGCUGCAGAAGGAACUCAAGUUCACAGCAGUCAGCACAGAAUACCAGGAUUGUGAACUAUCGCAAACACUCUCGCAAAGCGUUUCAUCCAAAGAAUCGAAGAAAAGUAAACUCAACAAUUCUGAGGUUGAAGAGCUGGAAUCCAUGAAAGACUCUUACAUUUUAUCUCUUACUUCCAAUUUUCUUUCCGAGGAUAUUGAAGACGCUGCCGAAGACAACGACGUCACAUUUGAACCAUUCCCUGAGAUGGAAAAUAUGAAUUUCACGCAACUGUUGGAAGGCAAAAAGAAAGCGCCCACGAUUCUCAUACAAACUUUUAAACACUCGGACAAUUUCCUUUCACUGCUGAGAACUUUGGAUGAAAUUAAACCGAAUUUUAUCAUCAUGUAUCAUAGUAAUAUUACAGCUAUCCGACAAAUUGAGUUGUACGAGGCUCGGAGGCAAAAGAAGUCUUCGUUAAAAGUUUAUUUCUUGAUACACGGAGAGACUGUCGAGGAGCAAAGUUAUUUGACUUCUUUGAGGCGCGAGAAGAAGGCUUUCGAGUAUCUGAUUGAAACGAAAUCUACAAUGGUGGUACCUGAGGAUCAAGAUGGAAAGACCGAUCAGUGUUUGGCAUUGCAAAGGGAUGUCAAAGAGGCGGAGGUUAACACGAGAAAGGGCGGAGCAACGGAAACACCCGAAGUCAAGAAAGUUGUGAUCGUUGAUAUGCGAGAGUUCCGAAGCGAGUUGCCUGCUUUGAUCCAUAAGAGAGGAAUGGAAAUCGAACCAUUGACCAUAACAGUCGGCGAUUACAUUUUAACUAAAGAUAUUUGCGUUGAGCGUAAAAGUCUUUCAGAUUUGGUGGGGUCUCUAAAUUCCGGUAGAUUGUAUACUCAGUGCACUCAAAUGAGCCGAUAUUAUACUAGGCCGAUGCUUUUAAUUGAGUUCGAUCAGAACAAACAAUUCUCUUGGCAGAGUAAUUAUAUGAUUUCUAGUGAUGAAAAUAGCUUCGAAAUACAGCAGAAACUGCUGCUGCUGACGCUGCAUUUCCCUAAAUUGAAGAUAAUCUGGAGUCCGAGCCCGUACGCGUCUGCUCAACUAUUUGAGGAGCUAAAGGAAGGUAAGGAUCAACCUGAUAUAGAGUACGCUAACGCGAUAGGCAGUGAACAAGACGUCGAUGUAAUUGAAACUAAAUACAAUACGAGCAUCUACGAUUUCGUGCAAAAGUUGCCGGGAAUCACCUCGAAGAACAUCGACAUUUUCCUGAGGCGUUACAAGAACAUGAGCGAAGCUUCGAAAGCCACUAAGGAAGAGCUGAAAGAUGUCCUCGGUAAUUCGGCUGACGUCGAUUUGUUCUACUCGAUCCUACACGAAAGCCACCAAAUACCGGUCGCCCAGGACCAAAUGAAAACCAAGGGAAAGCUCAAAAACAAAUUUAAAUUCUGCAAAAAGUAAAUGAAUUUGAAUAAACAAUUCAACUUGUA
This is a messenger RNA of Nicrophorus vespilloides, 2220 nucleotides long. RefSeq names its product DNA repair endonuclease XPF (gene mei-9). The record is from RefSeq and is a predicted model, not a curated record. Gene Ontology annotation, cellular component: nucleotide-excision repair factor 1 complex. Bases 71 to 2191 code for a protein of 706 amino acids. Lineage: Eukaryota; Metazoa; Arthropoda; Insecta; Coleoptera; Silphidae. The transcript is spliced from 13 exons. Gene Ontology annotation, biological process: double-strand break repair via homologous recombination; resolution of meiotic recombination intermediates; nucleotide-excision repair involved in interstrand cross-link repair. Gene Ontology annotation, molecular function: single-stranded DNA endonuclease activity; single-stranded DNA binding; damaged DNA binding.